GUUCAUCUCGUCAGAGGCGGUGGUCGGUCGAUUUCGUGGUUCCCACCGAUCACACAGCCGCGCAACUCGAGCUGCUUCACGGACGACAUUGACUUCUUUUUGUAUUGCUUUAUUAUUUGUAAUUUUUUUUCAAGCCUAUUUUUUUGUGUAUUUUCCGGAGCUAAUUAUUGAAGCACCGCAGCACCACCAUGGGCGUGGAAGUCGAGACGAUAUCCCCCGGUGAUGGAAGAACAUUUCCAAAGAAGGGCCAGGCAUGUGUUGUGCAUUACAUAGGUAUGCUGCAGAACGGGAAGAAGUUCGACUCCUCAAGGGACCGGAACAAACCUUUUAAGUUCAAGAUUGGACGGAGCGAGGUCAUCAAGGGCUGGGAGGAGGGAGUCGCACAGAUGAGCCUGGGCCAGAGGGCGAAGAUCACCUGCACGCCAGAUAUGGCUUACGGCGCGACGGGCCACCCCGGGGUCAUCCCCCCCAACGCCACCCUCAUAUUCGACGUGGAACUGCUCAAGCUGGAGUGACUCCCGCGGGUGAGGCCCGAUUGAGGCCGCACAGGGAGCGCUCCGCCCCGCUGUGUUGACCCGCUGCUGCUUCGUCGCCAUCUUUUCACAAUAGAUCCUGCACGGAAAUAUUUCACGCCACGCAAGACUGUUUACACGCACGCCGACGUUCGGUUUCCUCGAUUGUUAGAGAUGCUAUUUACGGGGUUCGUAAGGUCAUGGAAAACCUGGAAAAGUCAUGGAAUUUUAAAAUGGUCAUUUCCAGGCCUGGAAAAGUCAUGGAACAAACUUAAAUCAUAAAAGUUUUGGAAAAGUCAUGGAAAUGUGUUGUAAUCACAUGUUCAUUUACGCCGAGUUUGAAAUAAUUAAUAUGUUUUUGAAAGAAAGACGCUCAAAAUAUAAGCCGGCGUACGCUCUCGAUACGCAACAUUUUCAUGUUUAUACCGAGAUUUCAGUUUCGUCAUGGACAUUUGGUUAAAAGUCACGGAAGAGUCCUGGAAAUCCAUUGAUCAAAAUGUGUAUGAAUCCUAUAUUUAGUUUACUUUCAUUUGAAGUUUAAUUUCAUUUUGUGGAACCACGAGGGAGAAAAAAAAAUCGGUCAUCUGAUGAAAAGCCGUACUUCAUUGCAAUCCAAAACAUCUACUGCCUUAACAGUUUCAGCAGCAGAGGAAAGGUACAUUCUGACUACUUCUGCUCCGAGUCUUAACCGGGCAUUAUAUACCACUGUCUGCAUUGCCACUUUGAUAAAGGUUUGACCUGCUGAAUGCUCUGAAUGACGUCGCUACGUGUAGUAUAUAUAUUUUAUAUCCCUCCAUAAACAUUCACUGCAAGUGUACCCUGUACAAUACAACCCAAUCCUGUACUGAACUGUACAGUGGAUUGACCGACUCUUGAAUAAAAAUGGCAUGUUUUAUGUUGAGGA
Pseudoliparis swirei is the source of this 1416-nucleotide messenger RNA. It is a transcript of the gene fkbp1b, whose product is annotated as FKBP prolyl isomerase 1B. Gene Ontology annotation, molecular function: peptidyl-prolyl cis-trans isomerase activity. The transcript has 4 exons. NCBI's taxonomy places the organism in Eukaryota, Metazoa, Chordata, Actinopteri, Perciformes, Liparidae. The coding region runs from base 189 to 515 and encodes 108 amino acids. The record is from RefSeq and is a predicted model, not a curated record.